Messenger RNA from Mercurialis annua (annual mercury), 432 nucleotides. RefSeq lists its product as uncharacterized. The coding region runs from base 1 to 432 and encodes 143 amino acids. The transcript has 2 exons. The record is from RefSeq and is a predicted model, not a curated record. Lineage: Eukaryota; Viridiplantae; Streptophyta; Magnoliopsida; Malpighiales; Euphorbiaceae.
AUGCAGAAAUAUCGAAAAGAAGAGAAAGGAUUAGACGAUGACCGAGAAGACGAGGACUCACCACACAAGUCAGAGAUACAAUUGGUAAGAUUUCCUUCAAGAGUGUUCCCUGCGACACUUAAAGGAUCAGCGCAGAAAUGGUACUCUUACCUUAAAGCUGGGUCAAUCAGCUCUUUCUCCGACUUGGCUUCGGCGUUUAAGGCCAGGUUCAGGACUAACAUCCCCAUGCAGAAAAGCUUUAGUGACCUGAGGAAAUGCAAACAAGAAGAGCAAGAAACCCUGAAGAACUUCGUUGAGAGAUUCAAUAAGGAAGCAGUACAAAUUGAAAAUUUGAACCAUGACAAGGCGAUUGAAGCAAUGAAGAUAGGAACCAGAUUCGAAGAACUCCGAGACAAGAUCCUGAUGAAAAAACCUACCACACAAAUACGUUGA